UGAAGUGUGGCUGGUGUGUUUACGAUUUGUGGCGUUAAGGCGGUGCAGCAGUGUGAACAAAAAGUAAAUUUACGAUUAAUAGAUGUGAGGCCACUUUUUUAAAAGUGUAUGUAAUAAUUAAAAAAUGGUCUCUUGUUGCGCAUAUGGAUGUACAAAGAAAUUCGUCAAGAAUUCCUCAAUAUCGUUUCAUAAGCUCCCUACGAAUCCGGAAAUGCGGGAAAAGUGGAUUAAGGCGGUCAGGAGUGAAAAUUUCAUCCUUUCGAAUAACGCAGUAGUUUGCAGCGAGCACUUUUCAAGUGCAGAUUUCAUAAAUUUAAGUAAUCGUAGGAGAACACUGACGAAAGACGCUGUACCUACAAUUUUUAAUUAUCCGGAGCAUUCAGUUAAAGAAUCGCUAUCUCGACGAUCCAUACGAAACACUCCAUAUCAAGAAGAUGCAGUAAGUGAAAUCUUCGCAUCGACAAGCAACGAAACGCACAAUGAUAACACUGAAAGGUUCGCGGACGAACAAAUGUCUUGUAACAAUAUUUGUUUAUCGUCUAUUGUCAUUGAGGACACUGACGAUGAAGUCGAAUGGAUUGAAGAUAAUAGUGAAAACGAAUCGCCGAUAGACUAUAUUGUUCUUGAUGACGAUGACAACGAUGAUAGUAGUAGCCCCAAUGACGAACAACUCCAGUUUGUUACUAAUCCGGAAUUGCAAAUGAAAUGCGAAAUCGGAGAAGUGAGCAUAAAAGACGAAUCUCUGUAUUCCGGAACGGAAAGUAUUUCAUCAGAUGGGAACCAAGCAGAAACUGGUAGUGGUUCAGACAAACAUAUAAAUGUAACAGUACAAACUUUGGCAGGUGUAGAAGCCAAAGAGACAGCAAUGGAUGAUGUAGAUGCAAGUACUCCAAAAGAAGAAAAGGGAAACGGGAAAAAUUUCGCUUCCUUGGCAAUGACGCUUGGUGAAAAAGAACUUGGAGACUUGUUAGAAGCUGUCAAAUCCAAAAGUGGCUCCAACGAGAGUCAGUCUAUAGCAAACAGCAAAGGACCUUUUGCGGACAUGAAAGGGAACUAUCUUGACUUAAAGAUGACUAAACGAGUUGAUAAAUCUGAAGUAGAUGAAGCUGAAAGUAUUCCAGCCACCAUCACUUCUUCGGAAGAUGAUACAAAAAGGUUGGAUUUAUUAACUUUUUUAAAAACUGAAUCAACCGAUACUCCGUUGAUUAAAACAGAGAAUAAUCAGAACGUUGAGGCCAAUACAAUUGAAUCGAGAUCAAAAUCAAGGGCAGUAUGGGUUUCAAACUUGAAGCGUUCCACGAAAGCUAGCGAUUUAAAGCAGCACCUGAACAAGUUUGGCAAAGUAAUUACAACUAAGAUUGUAACUGACGGUCGAAGGAGUUUUGGUUAUGCUGUUCUAGAAAGUUAUAAAGAUACUGAAAAUUGCAUUAAGAAUUUGAACGAUUCGGAAUUCGAAGGUGGCAGAAUAGUAAUAGCCACGACCAAACCAAAUGUGGAAAACAAGAACAAACCGACGAUGGAAGAUGAGGAAUUGAAGUCAAAUGAGGACAAAAAUAACAAAAAACGUACCUAUUCCACAGAAGGAAAAGAAAGAAAAUCUAAAACAGUUCUUAAAUUUACGAAGCGUCACAGGUCGCCGUCGAUGGUUCCAAUGACCACAAAGUUUAACGACAAACAUCUUUCGCGGAUCAAAGAAUCCAGAAUGGAACGAGAAUAUUUAAGGGAGAAACAAGAAAAGGAAAGGCUGAAAAGGAGGCUAGCAGAAGAAAUGAAACGAAGCAGGGACGAAAUGAACAGAUUGAGGGAAAAAGUGGAAGAGCAACGUCUGAUGGAACUAGAGCUGGAGUUGGAACGAAAGAAGAGGUUACGUUUGGAAAAAGAAAUAUUAGAACGUUUUGUUCAUUCCGAAAAAGACCAAAGGAUGCCAUGGAACUCGACAAUUUCCAGCCAAUGGAAAACGAAUAGCAUGGAAAGUCAAUCUGGAUCUGGAUUUCCUGUUAACAGAUAUUCAGAAUUUAACUAUAACAGUGCCAAUUGUAACACUUCGGGAUUUCCUCAACCAACUCCCUACAAUCCUCAACCCAACAAUGUGCCACCACCUGCUCCAGAAAUUAAUUACAACUGUAAUUCAUGGGGGUAUUCACAACCUUCUUUUUACAAUUCACAAUCCAACAAUUUGCCAGCACCUGUUAAUAGAUAUCCAGAAAUGAAUUACAACGGUACCAACUAUAAUAGUUUGGGAUUUUCACAACCUGCUUAUUACAAUCCUCAACAUCAACCAGCGCCUGACUACAAAUAUUUCGAUCAUCAUUCUUCAAAUAGAAAAUACUAGUUUUAUAUUUUACACGUUUGUUUUUGAAUUGCGUUUUAACGUUACAUAUUUCUUGUCUCAAUUUCGU
Molecule: messenger RNA, 2399 nt
Organism: Agrilus planipennis (emerald ash borer)
Lineage: Eukaryota; Metazoa; Arthropoda; Insecta; Coleoptera; Buprestidae
Product: SAFB-like transcription modulator
Exons: 5
Coding region: 125-2332 (735 amino acids)
Molecular function (GO): RNA binding
Source: RefSeq, a predicted model, not a curated record